CGCACUGACUGGUUUGAAGAUGAUGAGUUUGAUUUGUAUGUUUUGAUUUGGCACAACAUACUUUUUCUUCACCCAUCGAUCUUGUACUUCAUAGAUAAUUCAUGUCCACUUGAAAGGGGUUGGAGAGCUGUCUUACCGUUUCCACACCAGCAUAAGAUAUCCCUGAUAUCUGCUAUGGACGUUCUAGAAAUUUCUGUGCCCGAGUUUGAAGCACGGGCUGGCAAGGAGGAAGCGAUAUUUCAAGACUUGCAUGUUGUUUUCAAAAUAGUUGUCAGGACGACUGGAAGGCAUGAUGGCGUGGCGGCGAGUAGCGAGAGCAGUUCCACGUUCCGGCGCUACCGCGAGUUUGACUUACUGCGGUUUUACCUGACAACCAUGUACCCGGAGAUUGUGAUUCCACCCAUACCGGAAAAGAAGAUGAACUUUACAUGGGAAUCCAUGGGUGUUGAUCCAUUCGACACGGAAUUCCUAGAGGGACGCAUGGCAGCUUUUGAGGUUUUCUUGGAGAGGGUGUCUGUUCACCCGAAGCUCCGGUCCGACAGUAUAUUCCGCCUGUUCCUCAGCGACGACAAGACCUUCAUGGAACAGACAAAUGACACGAAGUUUGCCGCAAAGGCUGACUCGCGCAUCAAAUCCAGCAUUGCAUCGCUGAGAAUAAAGAAAAUGGAUCGGCAUUUCUCGCAGUGCCUGGUGUACAGUGACAACCUCGCCACAUCAGCACUUGCCACAAGACGUCACGGAAAGGCUAUUUGUGAUCGUCAGGUUGCCAUGAUGAAGCACUACAGGGCACUGGGCAACUGUGUGAGCGACUGGGCGGAGGAUGAGAAGGACAUUCCACAGGAGCUGACAGUAGCCGGCAGACAACUGGCAAGUAUGGCGGAGACAUCGACCGACUGUGUGAGUGCUGUUGAGCAAAAGUUCCUUCAGCCGCUGCAAGAGUACUGCAUGUAUGGCGAUGCACUCAAGCGUGUUGCCCGCCACCAGCUCCUACUGCAGUACGAUUUGGAGCAGACGGAGGAAUCUCUCAGUGCCAAAGCUCUCAACAAAGUGGAAGUGUCAUCAGAGCGUGAGAAUGAAAUCACCUUUGGUAGAAUCGCUGCUCGCGUGCUGACUGGAACGGGCACGAAGGAGGCACGCGUCGAGGCAAUACAGAAGGAUAUUGAUCUGCUAGAAGCGUCGUCUCAGCUACAGAUCGACCAGCUCAGCGAAUUCACGGCAGCUGCCACAAAGGAGAUCGCCAUCUUCCAUGAUCAGAAGUCCGCAGACAUGCGUGCUUAUUGGAAAGCACUAAUCCAGCAACAAAUUGAAAUGACCAAAAAGGCGAUUGGCGCGUGGAUGGAAAUCCGCACUUCCUUUCAUGCUGUGAAGCGAACCCAAGCCAUGCACUUGCCACCGUUUGCCACUCCUUCAUGAUUCCAUCUGUCUAAAAGUCUCUUCCGUUUGCUUGCACUUGACGAAACUAGCACGAAUUCCUCUUACUUUUAGCGGUGUGGCUGUGCCUGCGCAGCCUCCCGUUCCUCUGGUGCCUUGCUUCACCAUGCUGCAUCUGUGUGUUGUCUUUGUGAAAUCUGUUAUUGUCAUGCCCCGUCAUGUUCCAUACCUUUCUGAAUUAUCUUCUUUUUUACUUUCGUAUUCCUCUCUUUUUUUAAACCUUUGUUUUCCAAGUUACCGGUAUGACUAUUGUGUACAUAUCCGUACUCAUUACACAGUGCACAGCACUGACUAAUGAUUAUCUUCUCUCACCUAGUACUAGCUACUCGGUAUGGAUGAUAUGUUUCUUUCGAAAUUGUCACGUA
Molecule: messenger RNA, 1796 nt
Organism: Sycon ciliatum
Lineage: Eukaryota; Metazoa; Porifera; Calcarea; Leucosolenida; Sycettidae
Product: sorting nexin-4-like
Exons: 16
Coding region: 175-1413 (412 amino acids)
Biological process (GO): positive regulation of autophagosome assembly; protein transport
Cellular component (GO): plasma membrane; SNARE complex; early endosome membrane
Molecular function (GO): phosphatidylinositol-3-phosphate binding
Source: RefSeq, a predicted model, not a curated record